Aspergillus aculeatinus CBS 121060 is the source of this 1263-nucleotide messenger RNA. RefSeq lists its product as uncharacterized. The transcript has 2 exons. The record is from RefSeq and is a predicted model, not a curated record. Lineage: Eukaryota; Fungi; Ascomycota; Eurotiomycetes; Eurotiales; Aspergillaceae. The annotation marks the transcript as partial.
GACACCGGUGGCCAUCCAGGCGUGCGGAGCCUGCUUGCUAAGUUCGAAACCAACCAGACCAGCGCUCCCUCACCACCCUCGCGAGGUCGAUCCCCUGCCGGCUCUGACAACUCGGGCUCUGCUCGGCCUCUGUCCAAAAUUCGUGCGAGUUUCGUCGCUGUUGACGGUGCCACUCAGCCCAACCCUCUCGCAGGCUUGCGCAGUGUCAGUGUGCGCAGCGACAGCCCCGCCGGCCCAACUAGAGUGCGGAGCUUUCACUCGGAUGACAUGGAAGGUGGUUUGAAGAGCCCUUUGUCACCCACGGGCAAUGGCUUCCCAUGGAGGACCUCUGCUCCAUCCACGACGGAGCCAGAGGAGGCCAAGCCGCUGGAAGAUAAGGAGAACACCCCUGCCGAGAACACCGCCGCGUCCCCAGCAGCGGCAUCGAACCCCUCUUCCCCCAAGAAAACUGCAACCCCGCGCCCAGCUGCAAUCCAGGUGGCGAAAAGGUCGUCUCCUGUGAAGCCUGCUACGAAGUCGCCCACUCACCCCCGUACGCCAACGUCCCCAGCCAAGACUGUUGAUCACACAACCAAGACUACCCGGGCGUCUAGGCCAUCUACCACCGCAAAGCCCACUCCGCAUGAGCCCGUGAAAGUUGCAACACAGAAGCCGAGCCGGACAUCCCUGAACCCCACGGCUAAGCCCGCUACCAGAACUGUGCGUCCUUCUGCGUCGGCUCGGGAUUUGACUAAACCGACAGCGUCGAGCGUUUCUCGCACUACUCGAACGGUGUCUACCUCCACUCGCCCUUCGGCGACCACAUCGACCACAUCUACAACGGCCAAGAAGGGACCUACUGCAGCCCCCUCUGCUCCUCUGUCGCGCAAGCCAUCUACAUUGAAGAAUGCAAGCGCCACAACCCAGCGCCGCGCCAUCACCCCAACGGCUGCGAGCCUUCGCAAACAAGCCCCUCGUGCUUCUCCUCCUGAGAGGCCGCACUCGCGGACAAGCAACACCAGCUCCAAGCCUGUGGAUGAGGGUUUCCUGGCAAGAAUGAUGCGUCCGACGGCCAGUUCUGCCAGCAAGUCACACGACAAGGUUGAUAUCAAGAGUCCGCCCCGCACCACCCGGACUGCUCAAGCUCCGCGCCGUGUUCCGUCGAAGCUCGAAAGUCGCCCACCCCGUCUGACUAAGCCCGAUCAUGGCAAGCAGCGUGGAGCCUCUGCAGAGCCUCAGAAGCCUCAGCGUAAGCCGGAGCAGGAUGCUGCUCCAAAGGAAACU